Molecule: messenger RNA, 2763 nt
Organism: Diatraea saccharalis (sugarcane borer)
Lineage: Eukaryota; Metazoa; Arthropoda; Insecta; Lepidoptera; Crambidae
Source: the annotation of a GenBank genome assembly
AGUGGAUAACAGAUACUGAAGUCUGACCACUAUAACGUUAUGAAUUUGUCUGCGGCUAUUCUGCUCGGCCUGCUGAGCGAGGGCCAAGAAAAAUCAACAUCGAAUACAACGGCCAGCACCAUGGUAAUUAAGGCGUAGGCUGUAGGAAUUCGCCUUAGAAAUAUCUUACAGAAAAAUACUUAAGGCAGUUUAGAUAGAUUCCUUGGACAUUUAUGAAAAUACACUCAAUAGUAGGGAAAGUUACGUUUGCUCGAGAUGAUGGUCUCAGAUACAGUGAGAUACAAUUGACAUGGCUGAUGUGUUUACUGCGCAGAAGGAUAAACCAAACGCGGCAAAUGUCUACCAAUCAAAAUGUUUCAAGUAUCACGCCAUCAAAACUAUCCACCAAUAGCCACGCGCUUGAGCGCAGUUAAGUGCGAAUAUGGCUGAUACAUGAUGCGUUAUAUUUUAAACCUUAUGGCAAUGAGGAAGUAUUUAAAAAAAAACGAAAGCACUAAAAAAGCACCUCCACAAGAUGGCGACUCUAGCAAAAGUUGUUUUUGCAGGAAACGAAUGGACCAAAGACAGUCAUUUCCGUUCCUUUUAAGUAACAUAUUAAAAAACUGAAAUUUGAAAAGUUCGAAACUUAGAAUUGAAAUUGAAGUAAAAACAAAACGCAUCUUCUUCUUCUUUAAUUAAUGGCUUAUCUGCGCAUUUCGCACAAUUCUGCCAAUGUCAAGUGAAUAAAUAAAUUUCUACAUGUAAAAUGAAAAUGAAAUGAAUGAAAGAUGGCGAAUUCAGUUAUGUUUCUAUUAUCUGACUGAUGGACUAAAUAGAAUUUCUUUUUUUACAAAAUGUAAGGAGUUUAGGUUCUCAAGAUUCAGCCUUGUUUUUGUAUAACUGCCAAUCUUUUUUGUAUUUUUCUAUAAGAUAUCUGUAUAUAUCAAUGUUGCAUUGUGAAUUCCUAUUAAGUUUUAUAAUUACUAUUUUUUAAAUUUUUGCAAAAUCAUGGGUUCGAGAGUUCCAUCUCAGAGUGCCAGGGACAAAGUCGAUUUUUUGACCAGUUUUCAUUAAGAAUAUUUUGCAGUACAGCAUUUUGGAUGCAAAAUUUAUUAAAUAUAGUAAUUAGAGAAAAUUCUCAUCUUUAUCAAAAGUCUAAAUAUUUGUAAAAUAAAUAUACAUAUCUUUCGGCUGUUUGGGUGGAUUGCCUGAACAUUGAUGAGAAUACGCUCUGUAGUAGCGCAAAAGUAGCGAGUGCUUGAAAAAUUCGUCAAUCCUGUUAGAUCCUGGAUAGCUCAGUUGUUAAAGCAGUUUCCCGAAUUGCGGAAGGUCAUGGGUUCGAGUCCCAUCUCAGAGUGCCAGAGACAAUGUGGAUUUUUUAAGCAUUUUACAUUUAGAAAAUAACUUUUAGUUUUUUUUUCUUCAUAUUUCUCAUAUAUAACUUUUCUUACAGGUGGAAAACGAAAAGUAGUCCACACGAGGGUUAUAGAGCAAGAAGUGCCAGUAACAGAGACCGUUUACGAAACAAGAUCCGAACCGGUAACCGUAGAGACCACCGAAACCGUUUACAGGACGAAAUCCGAACCGGUGACCACGGUGACAACCGAAACCCACGUGAUAAAGAAAACUCAACAACAGCAAAACGAGGAGACGACUCAAACUCAGCAAGAGCAGACGACCUCGUCGAUAGAUCAGUCGAUACUGUCGCUUCUGGAGCCUGGCUCUACUGAGUUGAGUAGUGAUGAGACGACGACGAACACCCAAACCGGUAAUUCUGACACUUCUAGCGACUUGUUCGCACAACUCGUGGACUCCGUCGAUGACUUCUCUGAAUCUAUAAAGAAAGCUUGCGGAUCUAAAGGACGCAAGGAAACCGCAAGAGUGUUGUUCGCUCUGACUGGUUAUAAAUCGGAGAAAAAUGCAAUCGAGUAUAUUAAGGAAGUAACAAAACUAACCAAUGUAUUUAAAGCAUUUGACGUGAUCUAUGGACUUACUGGCCACCAAGACUUCGAUGGUGUCAUCGAAAUAAUGCAGACUAUCACUGGUCUAGACGAUAUGGACAGACUGGCAGACUUCUUCCGUCAUAUUUCAAAUAGCACUGAAAUCGGCGAAGCCAUCAAGGUGUUCAUCAAAAUCAUGAGGACAAACAGUUUCUCGGAGAGUAUCAUAAUCAUCAAGAAGGUCACCGGGCAAUCUCCCAUCGUACAAGUAAUACAGAGAGUCAACAUUGUAACCAAAAGGACUGACUCGUUGACGGUUCUAGAAUCUUUGCUCGACGUCACCAAGACGACAAAGAUUCAAGAUGCCAACACUAUUCUCAAGGAAUUAGUUCCUAAACAUCCAUCUAUGAACAUUCUUGAUAUCUUGCAACAAAUCAGAAUAAAAUCUGGCCAUGACGAUAUCAUUGACUUCUUCAAACAGCUCUGCAAAUAUACUGGAACUAAAACGAUACAGCAAGCUUGGGUGGUCAUCACUCGAGUUACAAAGAUCACUGAUAUUCUCGACCUAUUCACCAAUUUGAGGAAAUUCACCAAAGUGGACUUCAUCCAAUUCAUCACCACUGUUAUUAGAAUAACGAGAACCACAACAUUCCAAGAGGCAAUUGAGAAAAUCAACAAAGUCACCAACGCUUCCCAUAUCGUCGAAGCCUUAGAAAUCAUCUAUAACAUCAUUCACGUUGAUGUAAUCGCUUUCUUCACUAAGAUCUUCUCCUACAGCAAGACCAUAGAAUUCGAAGAAAUCAUCACGAUCAUUAAGAAGUACACCAAAACCACAUGUGAGUAA